This is a messenger RNA of Gasterosteus aculeatus aculeatus (three-spined stickleback), 2676 nucleotides long. Lineage: Eukaryota; Metazoa; Chordata; Actinopteri; Perciformes; Gasterosteidae. The record is from RefSeq and is a predicted model, not a curated record.
CUUCUUGCCCCUGUUUAUAUGUGUUUUCAUUUGAUAAUUGUGAGAUGGAUCAGUUGCUGCUGAUGUUUCUAGGCUACAUUUAUUAAGAUUAUUUUCUUUGGAUUUAAUGUUAAGGCUGCUCAUAUGUUAAAAGGUACAGUUGAGUGUUUGGAAAAUGGGAAUCGACACUUUCAGUGUGUCUGUGUUACAACUGCCCUCGUCAUUUUUUACAAUUGCCUAUGACAAUCAAAUAAGUACACAUAACGCAGAAUGUACUCUGCAGAAACUACCUGGGUGUCACCGCUGCUCAAGGGCUCAGAUAGCUUGGCAGCACCAGUCAAUGACCACAAUAUGUACUUGAAUGCCAAACGAAGUAAAAUUUGCAUUAUGACAGAAGGACUAGUGUAUUAUACAGGUUAAAACAUAGUUAAAACAAGAGGCCUAUAUCAAACUAGGUAAGAAUUUAAUGUUUUUUCGAAAUUAAAUGCAGCCAAAAAAAAAAUGAACCGCAAACUAUGAACGAAAAUUAAAUGGUUACUUCUGUGCCUUUAUUUCUGAGUCUGAUAAGAUAUAUAUUCUUUGCUUCAAUAAAACCAAAAGUACACAGCGAUUCUUCACCUUUCCACAAAGACACACAACUUUUUCGCUUUAAAAAUGAAAGGUGGACACAGGUCUGGGCUUCAAACAGUAUUGUGCCCUCUCUUUCCAGUAGGUUCUUUGAACUCUCUGCUCGUCCGUGAAUGGCCGUUCAGUAAAGGUGCCCCCAUUGUUUAUGCCAAUCUUUGUCCCAAUGUACAUUGAAAGCCUUUAUUCACAUACACUGCAACGAAUGUUUCAGUUGGAGGUUGUGAAUAUGUGUGGUCAGCCCGUUCUCCCCUCAUCCAGGUCAAAAGACACGAUACGGUCCAGCAACGAGCUCCACUUGAAAAUACAGUUAUGCAGAUUGCUUUCCCUGAUAUAUUUCCAGUUUUGGAUAAGGAAAAGUCAGGUUCUCCAAAGGUAAGCUCUUUCAGGACAGGAAAACAGAGUUAAUAUCCAAGAAGAUUAUUAUUGUUCAACUUGUCUUUUUUGGGAGUAGAAUAUGUAUUACUUUAAAAAGCAAUUUGUAAAAACACAUGGUGUCUCAUUAUGGUGUCUUAUCAAUGUUGGUAAAUUGGUGCAACAUCUGAGCGCUUUUUUAAAUUUCUUUUAAGUUAAAAAAAGGCAUAUGAUUUGACAAAUAAUUAUCGAUUAUCUCUCAGUCAGUUUAUAAUUUUAUAGAAUUCAUAGUGGAAAGUCGACCCUCAAGAUUACAUGGCAUGCCAAAUUAUGACACUCUCAUAUUUAUUUUAUAUUUGUUGUUGAAUUCUAGAUAUUAUUUAAUGUAAAUUGUAUUCUAGCCCCAAAUAUGCAAUCUUGGUGAGAUUGAGUUACGCUUUACGGACUGAAUUUCUCCUUAGAAGUGCAAAUCGACCACUUCAGUUUCUUUAUGAUUCUGUUACAUUCUGCCUGACUGCUGUAAAUUGGGUUGUAACUACCAUGUUCUCCCCAGAAAUGGGAGACUGGUCCAUUCUUGGCCGCUUCCUAACGGAAGUCCAGAACCAUUCCACGGUCAUCGGCAAGAUAUGGCUGACUAUGCUGCUAAUCUUCCGCAUCUUGCUUGUGGCUCUGGUGGGGGAUGCUGUCUACAGCGACGAGCAGUCCAAGUUUACCUGCAACACCCUGCAGCCCGGCUGCAACAACGUCUGCUACGACACCUUCGCCCCCGUCUCACACCUGCGCUUUUGGGUCUUUCAAAUUGUGCUGGUCUCCACACCCUCUAUCUUCUACAUCGUCUACGUCUUGCAAAACAUUACCAAACAUGAAAAACUGGAGGACAGGAAGCUUCAAGUGCUGCCCGGGGCCUCACUUUCACUUGAACGGGACAAACACACUGUUAGAGAACAAGAGAGCACACUGGAGGCCCGCAGUCCUCGUGAAGGGGAAUGUGAUGGUAAGAGCCAACUGGAGGAGGAUGCGAGAGAGGUAGAAAAGGACCCGACCCAGCUCUCCAGCCAAGUGCUACUUAUCUACAUCAUCCACGUUUUUCUGCGCUCCAUCAUGGAGAUAAUCUUUCUCGUUGGACAGUACUGCCUCUUCGGAUUUGAGGUCCCAAACCUUUUCCGCUGUGAGACCUACCCAUGCCCAAACAGGACCGACUGCUUUGUGUCCCGAGCAACAGAGAAGACCAUCUUUCUCAACUUCAUGUUCAGCGUCAGUCUAGGCUGCUUUGUCUUGAACAUUGUGGAGCUGCAUUAUGUGGGCUGGAUUUACAUUUUCAGGGUGUUGUUCUCUGCAUGCUGUCCGUGCUGUGAAACAGGUAGAAACCCUGGGCAGCAGGGGGACUUGUACUCUGACAACAGGCAGGGUUGCCCUGCAGACCACCUUGUUGACCCGUGUUGAAGAAACAAGGGUCAACAAUGGAUCCUUUGUAUGGACAGAUGACACGUUUAAACAUCUAAAACCACAUACAAAGUUAAUUGUUUAUGUUGAUAAAAAUGGCAGUUAGCAAAAUGUACUGACUGUAAUAUGUACAAUGGGUUACCUGUACCCAUUGUACGCAUUGUACCCGUACCUGUACCCAAUGGUAGUAGUGAAUAGUAAAAGUUUGAUUUUCCUUGACUUGAUAAUACCAAUAAUGAUAAUAAUAAAAAGUACUUUUCCAAAAAAUGAAAGACA